AAGCUACCGGAACCCCCUAUUCCGAAUCACAUAUUCUAUCGAUUUCGCGUCGCGACGAAUCACCGAGAAAAACAUGAAAAGUAUCGCCGUUUUCGCUUUUAUUUCGUUGCUCGUGCUCCACUCAGCAUCCGCUAAUCCUGUGGACGGCAGGAAUUUCUAUGAGGCGUACGACAACAACCACGUGGGCCACAUCAACAGCGAAUUUAACGUGGUACUGUUCGACGAGUUCCUCGAGAAUAAAGCGCAGGAUGCCGGUACUCGAGUCGUUGAAGAUGUCGAAGAGAUUCCCAAGACCAGCAGGGAGCCCGAUGAGCGGCCGACAAAGUCGCUUUGUAUCGGUUCAGUGACUAUGAUGGCUUUGUGCUAUUGAUCCUCAUAUUCGUGAUUUUGGUACAAAAAUGUUUUUUAUUUUAAGUAUUAAUUUAUUUAUAAUGUUAGUGUAGUACUUACUUACUAUUUAUGGAUCUAAUUGAGAGAGUGUAUUAACAAUUUCUAAGACUGUAUAAUUUUUUAGAUUUGUAGAUUUAGGUAUAUUAUAUUUACAGUUUUUUUUAUAAAAGUAUCUAAAUAUGUAAAAUUAA
Messenger RNA from Phyllotreta striolata, 581 nucleotides. The record is from the annotation of a GenBank genome assembly. NCBI's taxonomy places the organism in Eukaryota, Metazoa, Arthropoda, Insecta, Coleoptera, Chrysomelidae.